This is a messenger RNA of Penaeus monodon (black tiger shrimp), 738 nucleotides long. RefSeq lists its product as uncharacterized. The record is from RefSeq and is a predicted model, not a curated record. NCBI's taxonomy places the organism in Eukaryota, Metazoa, Arthropoda, Malacostraca, Decapoda, Penaeidae. The coding region runs from base 329 to 604 and encodes 91 amino acids. The transcript is spliced from 3 exons.
ACAUAUACAUCUACAUAUACAUAUAUACAGUAAGCGCAUGCAUACAUACAUUUGCAGAAAUAAAUGUGUAUAUCCCAAUAUACCGAUGAGUCUGUUUGCCUCUAUUUAUAUGCAUACGUGCACCUUCAUACAAGCAUACAAACCGUCAGACAGCUAGACAGACAGACAGACAGACAAAUAGCUAGAAAGCCCGACAGACAAAAAAACAAACAGACAGACAGACAGCUAGACAGACAAACAAUCAGAUAAACAGGCAGGCAAAUCCCCAGCAAAGGCUCAACAGAGAGAGCCAAUCCUAAGCCCCCCCCCCCUCUCUCUCCCCAGAGCCAUGGACCGGCUGAAGGCACACGUGGCAGUGGCGGCGGCUGUGGCACUCGCGGCGCCCGGGGUGUCAGCUGGUGCCGCUCCCAUGCUGGAGCUGUACACGCUGACGAACAGCGGGGGUGCCAUGCUCACCGUCACGGGCCUUUGGCCUGGGGAGCAGGGGUUCAUUGACGUCACGAGAAGCAUCUGUGGCGUUGGAGUAUGGUUCUUAUACGAAGACGUAGAUUAUUCAGAACGUUCGGAGUUCGUGCACUUUCGCCUCCGAUUCCUACGCGUGUGAGAACCUGGACUCCAGCCAGUGGGAUAAGGUGACAUCCGUCCGCUACGCCGGCCCGGAUGACAUCACCGUCCCGACGCUGACGAUGUACCACGACGCCAACCAGUGCGGGGGGGAGCUGCUGGUUCUCAGGGACC